Molecule: messenger RNA, 4386 nt
Organism: Bubalus bubalis (water buffalo)
Lineage: Eukaryota; Metazoa; Chordata; Mammalia; Artiodactyla; Bovidae
Gene: ESYT1
Product: extended synaptotagmin 1
Exons: 31
Coding region: 106-3426 (1106 amino acids)
Biological process (GO): lipid transport
Molecular function (GO): lipid binding
Source: RefSeq, a predicted model, not a curated record
UCCCCCAUUCUGGGGUUUAUGGUUUGUAAGUGGGGGAGCUAGUCGCAAAACUAAGCAACCUCUAGCUGAUCUCUGGGUUGGGCGGGUCCUCCCUGAGGUGGCAGCAUGGAGCCCUCUCCUGAAGGCAGCUCUAGCCCUAGCCCCAGCCCCAGCCCGGUGGACCAGCCCUACCCUCCCUCCGACCCCCCUGACCAACCCACCACUGCUCACGCAAAGCCAGAGCAGAGUUCUGGGGACCAACCUGCCGGCCCAGGAGCGGCGGGUGAGGCCUUGGCGGUGCUGACUUCGUUCGGGCGGCGGUUGCUGGUGCUAGUGCCGGUGUACCUGGCCGGGGCAAUGGGACUCAGCGUGGGUUUUGUGCUCUUCGGCCUCGCCCUCUAUCUGGGCUGGCGUCGGGUCCGCGAGGAGAAAGAACGGAGCCUUCGAGUCGCACGGCAGCUGCUGGACGAUGAAGAACGGCUUACGGCGAAAACUCUUUACAUGAGCCAUCGAGAGCUACCUGCCUGGGUCAGCUUCCCAGAUGUGGAAAAGGCUGAGUGGCUCAAUAAGAUUGUGGCCCAGGUCUGGCCCUUCCUGGGCCAGUAUAUGGAGAAGCUUCUCGCUGAAACUGUGGCCCCAACUGUUCGAGGAUCUAACCCCCACCUGCAGACAUUUACAUUUACACGAGUGGAACUGGGUGAAAAGCCACUGCGCAUCCUUGGAGUCAAGGUUCACACUGGUCAGAGCAAAAAACAGAUCCUGCUGGACUUGAACAUCAGCUAUGUAGGUGACAUUCAGAUUGAUGUGGAAGUGAAGAAAUACUUCUGCAAAGCAGGAGUCAAGGGCAUGCAGCUCCAUGGUGUCUUACGGGUGAUUCUCGAACCACUCAUGGGGGACCUUCCCAUCGUGGGGGCUGUGUCGAUGUUCUUCAUCCGACGCCCGACCCUAGAUAUCAACUGGACGGGGAUGACCAACCUGUUGGAUAUCCCAGGACUCAGCUCCCUCUCUGACACCAUGAUCAUGGACUCCAUCGCUGCCUUCCUUGUGUUGCCCAACCGAUUAUUGGUGCCCCUUGUGCCUGACCUUCAAGAUGUGGCCCAGUUGCGUUCCCCUCUUCCCAGGGGCAUAAUUCGGAUUCACUUGCUGGCUGCACGAGGGCUGAGCUCCAAGGAUAAAUACGUUAAGGGCCUGAUUGAGGGCAAGUCAGACCCCUAUGCGCUUGUGCGAGUGGGCACCCAGGCAUUCUGCAGCCGUGUCAUCAAUGAGGAACUCAACCCCCAGUGGGGAGAGACUUAUGAGGUGAUGGUGCAUGAGGUCCCAGGACAGGAAAUUGAGGUGGAGGUGUUUGACAAGGAUCCAGACAAAGAUGACUUUUUGGGCAGAAUGAAGCUGGAUGUAGGGAAAGUAUUGCAGGCUGGAGUAAUGGAUGAAUGGUUCCCUCUUCAAGGUGGGCAAGGCCAAGUUCACUUAAGGCUAGAAUGGCUUUCGCUUUUGCCAGAUGCCGAAAAACUGGAGCAGAUUCUACAGUGGAACCGUGGAGUCUCUUCCCGCCCAGAGCCCCCAUCGGCCGCCAUCUUAGUUGUUUAUCUGGAUCGGGCCCAGGAUCUUCCUCUGAAGAAGGGGAACAAGGAGCCCAACCCCAUGGUACAACUGUCAAUCCAGGAUGUGACCCAGGAGAGCAAGGCUGUCUACAGCACCAACUGCCCAGUGUGGGAGCAGGCCUUCCGGUUCUUCCUGCAAGACCCUCAAAGCCAGGAGCUUGAUGUGCAGGUGAAGGAUGACUCCAGGGCCCUGACUUUAGGGGCACUGACCCUGCCUCUGGCUCGCCUGCUGACUGCCCCGGAACUCACCCUGGACCAGUGGUUCCAGCUCAGCAGCUCUGGCCUAAACUCCCGUCUCUACAUGAAACUAGUUAUGAGGCUCUUAUACUUGGAUACAUCAGAAGUGCGGUUCCCUGCUGUGCCUGGUAUUCCUGGGGCUUGGGACCUAGAUGAGAGCCCUCAGACAGGCAGCAGUGUGGAUGUCCCACCUCGACCCUGUCACACUACUCCUGACAGUAGCUUUGGGACGGAGAAUGUGCUUCGGCUCCAUGUAUUAGAGGCCCAGGACCUGAUUGCCAAAGACCGCUUCUUGGGGGGAUUAGUGAAGGGCAAGUCAGAUCCCUAUGUCAAACUAAAGCUGGCAGGACGAAGCUUCCGCAGCCGUGUUGUUCGGGAAGAUCUCAAUCCCCGUUGGAACGAGAUCUUUGAGGUGAUCGUCACAUCAAUCCCAGGUCAAGAGCUAGAGGUUGAGGUUUUUGACAAGGACCUGGACAAGGAUGACUUUCUGGGCAGGUGUAAAGUGAGUCUCACCACAGUCUUAAACAGUGGCUUCCUUGAUGAGUGGCUGACCCUGGAGGAUGUCCCUUCUGGCCGCCUACACUUGCGUCUGGAGCGUCUGACCCCCCGCCCCACUGCUGCUGAGUUAGAGGAGGUGCUGCAGGUGAACAGCUUGAUCCAGACCCAGAAGAGUGCAGAACUUGCAGCGGCCCUGCUGUCUGUCUACCUGGAGCGCGCUGAGGACCUGCCGCUCCGAAAAGGUACCAAGCCUCCCAGCCCUUAUGCUACUCUUGCUGUGGGAGAUACGUCUCAUAAAACUAAGACUGUUCCCCAAACGGCCACCCCUGUCUGGAAUGAGAGCGCCUCCUUUCUCAUCAGGAAACCAAACACUGAGAGUCUGGAGUUGCAGGUUCGGGGGGAAGGCUCUGGCACGCUGGGCUCGUUAUCCCUGCCCCUCUCCGAGCUCCUUGUGGCUGACCGGCUCUGCCUGGACCGCUGGUUUACGCUCAGCAAUGGUCAAGGGCAGGUGCUACUGAGAGCACAGCUCGGCAUCCUGGCGUCGCAGCACUCCGGGGUGGAAGCUCACAGCCACAGCUACAGCCACAGCUCCUCAUCUCUGAGCGAGCUAGAGCUCUGGAGUGGACUCCCUCAGGUCACCUCUUCAGCCCCAGAGCUCAGGCAGCGCCUAACACACGGUGACAGUCCCCCUGAGGCUCCAGCCGGGCCGCUGGGCCAGGUGAAACUGACUGUUUGGUACCACAGUGAAGAACGAAAGCUGGUUGGCUUCAUUCACAGUUGCCGGGCCCUUCGACAAAAUGGACGGGAUCCCCCCGAUCCCUACGUGUCACUGUUGCUACUGCCAGAUAAGAACCGGGGCACCAAGAGGAAGACCUCACAGAAGAAGAGGACCCUAAAUCCUGAAUUCAACGAGCGGUUUGAAUGGGAACUGCCCCUGGAUGAGGCCCUCCAGCGAAAGCUGGAUGUCUCUGUGAAGUCUAGUUCCUCCUUCAUGUCAAGAGAGCGUGACCUGCUGGGGAAGGUGCAGUUGGACCUCGCUGAGAUAGACCUUUCCCAGGGUGCGGCCCAGUGGUAUGACCUCAUGGAUGACAAGGACAAGGGCAGCUCCUAGGAGCCAGGGAUUUCUGCCUGACUGCUCUGUCUCCUUGCCUCGCCUCUUGCUGCAUCACCGCCUCCAUGCGAUGAGCCUAAAGCUUGGGGCCCGAGGGUAGCGCCUGCACCGCUCAGCCCUCACCCUUCCCGGUCCUGUGCUAGGGCCUUUGCGCAACCAAAGAGCAGGACCGUAUGUUACCCUCUACUGCACGGCCUUUAUCCUUCCGGGCUCCUGGGGCAGGGACGUGAGCUGGCUAUUUGCUGCUCCGCCCACACACUCUCCUUUCUGCCCAGCUCCUCAGGGCCUUCUGUGUCUGUGCCUGGCCACUGGCAGCACCAGCAGUGGCAUUAGCUUAUGCCAAAUAUAGCUUUUGGAAAGACCUUUUUUCUUUGAUUGGAUGGUCUCCUUCUUCCCAAACAUGAGCAGUCAGGGAGAGAGGAAAGGCUAACCAUGUAUGCUGAGCGCCUCCUGGACCACUUCAUGCAGCAAGUGUACCAACCCAACCACGUCCCCUUCCGUACCCACUUCCUCCAGCCUGUCCCGAAGAUGACACCUGCUGUGUUGACUCAGGCCAGCCAGUCUCUGGAUGGCUCUGGGAAGAGAUGCAUCAAAGCCUUCAGGUGGCCAGUGUCGGUCACGGUGUGAGCCUCUAGCCGGGGCAUACAGAGGGCUCUGGAGGACUCGGGACAGCAUGGUCAGUAUUUGUCCAGGUGCCUCUGCUAUUCAGUCACUGUCUAGAACUGAAUCUCCUAAUUUUGUCCCAACUCUGCCAAUCCAACGUCUCUUACAUUAAACCUUAUACUCAAACCAGCUGGGGCUCUUUUCCUUAAGGGCAGAGAAUCCCGCCUACCCAUCAGGUGUUUAUUCCAAGUGUCAAAAGCCUUUGUUCAGUUCACAAAUCAGGUCUGUUUGUUUAUAUUUUUAACUGAUUAUCAGUUAUUAAAAAAGCUGAUUUAUUAUCUGCAGUGGUGACAUCAA